This is a messenger RNA of Hevea brasiliensis (rubber tree), 2055 nucleotides long. Its product is annotated as probable terpene synthase 13. NCBI's taxonomy places the organism in Eukaryota, Viridiplantae, Streptophyta, Magnoliopsida, Malpighiales, Euphorbiaceae. The coding region runs from base 139 to 1776 and encodes 545 amino acids. Gene Ontology annotation, biological process: diterpenoid biosynthetic process. The transcript is spliced from 7 exons. The record is from RefSeq and is a predicted model, not a curated record. Gene Ontology annotation, molecular function: terpene synthase activity; magnesium ion binding.
AAAAACUUCUUCCUCUAUUAGUCUCUGGUUCUAACUACUCAGACUGAAAUAUCUUACACUAGUUGGUUUGGGCUGUCUUCUAUCUAAAAUUAAUUUCCCUUGCUUCCUCUUCUACUGUUCAAGCUGUAAAGUUAAUUUAUGGACUUGAAGAUGAACUUCAUUGCUUGUAACAUUUCCGAAAAUCACACAUUGCGUUCUGGUCCUUCCAAUGAAAUAAACUCUCUGGUUGGCUGCAUUGGGGAUGAUAUUCGCAUUGAGUACGAGAAAAAAAUCAAGGCAUUCAAGAAUAUGCUGAAAAAACAAGGAAAAGAUGCUGAAUUUCAAAGUCUGGCUAUGGUUGAUGCUAUCCAACGUCUUGGGGUUGAGCAUCUUUUCCAGGAAGAAAUUGACGCAACUUUACAAGGGCACCAUAUGAUGAUGCCUAAGACUCAUAAUGACACUGAUCUCCAUGAGGUUGCCCUUCGCUUUCGACUCUUGAGACAAGAGGGUUACUAUGUUCCUGCAGGAGUGUUCGACAGGUUUAAGGGCGAGGAUGGGAAAUUUAAGAAAGAACUAACUCAUGAAAUCAAGGGAUUAAUGGCUUUAUACGAAGCUUCACAGCUUCGUAUAGAAGGAGAAGAUAUACUUGAUGAAGCUGGAGACUAUAGUUACCAGCUUUUGCAUUCAUACAUGACAAGUCUUGACUAUCCUGAAGCCAGUGCAAUAGAGCAUACGUUGAAGCAUCCCCACUAUAAAAGUCACCCAAUGUUCUUCGCCAAACACUUCAUUACAAAUUUGCAAGGGGCUAAUGGGUGGAUGAAUGAAUUACAAGAACUUGCAAAAUUCGAUUUUACGAUGGUCCAAUCUCAACACCAACAAGAAAUUCUUCGAAUUUCAGAGUGGUGGAAAGAGUUGGGCCUGAACAAGGAGUUGAAGUUUGCAAGAGACCAACCACUUAAAUGGUGGACAUGGUCGAUGACAGCCCUCACAGAUCCAAGCUUGUCAGAGCAAAGGAUAGAUCUCGUAAAACCCAUAUCUUUUGUUUACAUGAUAGAUGAUAUUUUUGAUGUUUAUGGGACGCUGGAUGACCUCACUCUCUUCACCCAAGUUGUCGAUAGAUGGGACAUUGCUGCCACUGAACAGCUACCAGACUACAUGAGGAUAUGUUUCAAUGCUCUUGACAACGUCACCAAUGAAAUUAGCUUCAAGGUCUAUAAACGGCAUGGCUGGAAUCCUCUACUUUCUCUACGAAAAACGUGGGCAAGUUUGUGCAAUGCAUUUCUAGAAGAAGCAAAAUGGUUUGCUUCAGGUGAUUUGCCAAAUUCAGAAGAGUACUUGAAGAAUGGGAAUUUGAGUUCAGGUGUACAUGCUGUUCUUGUUCACCUUUUCUUUCUGUUGGGUGAAGGUAUAACCAAGGAAAAUGUGGAAUUGAUCGAUGCCAAUCCAGGCAUAAUAAAUUCUACUGCCAGAAUUCUUCGGCUCUGGGAUGACUUGGGAAGUGCCAAGGAUGAGAAUCAGGAUGGCUAUGAUGGAUCAUACGUGGAAUGUUACUUGAAGGAACACCAAGGAUGUUCAGUGGAAAGUGCGAGAAAACAUGUCCACCAGAUGAUUUCAGAGACCUGGAAACAACUCAACAAGGAAUGCCUUUUUCAAAAUCCAUUUUCACUCACUUUCACCAAGGCCUGUCUUAAUGUUGCAAGGAUGGUUCCUUUGAUGUACAGUUACGAUGAAAACCAUCGCCUUCUGAUUCUCGAGGAGCAUAUCAGUUCCCUCCUCCAUGAAAGUGUCUCCAUGUGAAGGAGCAUACAAUUGGAUACCAGUAACUCUUCCCCCCUAGCAGCCUCUAGACAAGAGGCCAUUAUAUUUUGCUAUCUACAACUUAAUUUGAGUGAUGCUUUCAAAUAUCAAAUGUCACAUUAAAGAUGUAAUGAGUUUUCCCUUUCAAAAAGACAAACGCCUUAUUUGGUUCAAACUCUCUCAGAAGUGAACAUCUCAGCAAUGAAGGGCUUCUAAUUAUGUAUCUUUAAGAGAUUUUAACAUUCAAAACGAGACAAGAAGCAGAAGAUUGAACACUUA